Messenger RNA from Ilex paraguariensis (yerba mate), 2298 nucleotides. The record is from the annotation of a GenBank genome assembly. Lineage: Eukaryota; Viridiplantae; Streptophyta; Magnoliopsida; Aquifoliales; Aquifoliaceae.
AUCUGUAUAUAUGUAUAUCUUUGAAUAAUGAGUAUGGACUUCUCUCUAGGAAUUUCAGUGUCGUCUUCUUCUUUAGCUUUUCUUUGAGCUUUUCUGUAAAUACCCAAAUCUCCCAAAGCCGCAACAAAAAAUGUUUAUUAUUGUCAAAUUAUUUGAUCUUUUCUGUGAAGUCUUCUUCUUAGCUAUUGUAGAAUGUAGAGGAAAUUGGGCAAAAAAAAAAAAGGAAUGUAGAGGUGGCAAAGAAUUGAAAAGAAAAAUAUUUGCACUAAUUAGUCGUUCAGAUUUCUUUGCUAUUCAUUAUCGUUACUUUCGAGCGGGAUUUUUUCUGAAAUCUAUUUUCGGAAAGAUUCUCUCUGCAAACAGAUGGAGCUGAAACUCCGCAUUAGUUAUGUCACUAUCUGAACGGACGAUGUUACUGGCCCCAAAAAACUCCCUCAAAAUCUCAUGUGUAUCAUAUGGGAAUGUUGUUAGCUUUGGGAGUUUAGAAUUAUUCUUCUGAUCGCAGUAUGCUUUUGAGGUGAUGAAGGGUUACGGAGGCAUAUUAAAAUUUUUCAGAAUUGAAAUAGUGAUCCUAGUUUCCACAAUGUGUUCUUACAUUGUUCUCCGGUGCAACCAUUAUUACUGAGGAUCAUGUCUCCCUCCCUAUGAUCUCGUUUUUUAUUUUUUUUUCAAUUUGCUUUGAUUAUUUAGUACAUCUAUUGUCCAAUGAACUAACAUAUGCUUUCAGCACGUAAAUUAUUGACUUUUCUUGCUCUUGGUGCGAUAAACCUGGAAGGGGGCCUUUCUAAUUUUUUACUCUGAACCAGUGGCUUCAUUAAGAGUAGUUCCUGCAUCCAGUUUAAGAGAACCUAGUGGAAGUAUGGCUGGUGUGGAUAGUUUGCCUGACGAGAUGAGUGACAUGAAAAUAAGGGAUGACAAGGAAAUGGAAGCGAUGGUCAUUCAUGGUAAUGGGACAGAGGCAGGUCAUAUAAUUGUGACAACCAUUGGUGGUAGAAAUGGAGAGCCAAAGCAGACAAUUAGCUAUAUGGCUGAGCGGGUAGUUGGGCAAGGGUCAUUUGGAGUGGUGUUCCAGGCAAAGUGUUUAGAGACUGGUGAAGCUGUUGCAAUUAAAAAAGUUCUUCAAGACAAGAGGUACAAGAACCGGGAGCUGCAAACUAUACGUCUUCUAGACCACCCAAAUGUUGUCUCUCUAAAGCACUGUUUUUUUUCAACAACUGAAAAGGAUGAGCUCUACCUUAACUUGGUAUUGGAGUAUGUCCCCGAGACUGUUCAUCGGGUGAUCAAACACUACAACAAGAUGAAUCAAAGGAUGCCCAUGAUAUAUAUUAAACUUUAUACUUACCAGAUUUUUAGAGCGCUGGCUUACAUUCAUGGUGGUAUUGGAGUAUGCCACAGGGACAUUAAGCCUCAAAACCUAUUGGUCAAUCCACAUACUCAUCAGGUGAAAUUAUGCGACUUCGGAAGUGCGAAAGUUUUGGUAAAAGGAGAGCCAAACAUUUCUUACAUCUGUUCUAGGUACUACCGAGCACCUGAACUUAUAUUUGGAGCGACCGAGUACACCACUGCUAUAGACAUCUGGUCUGCUGGGUGUGUUUUUGCUGAAUUACUGCUUGGCCAGCCCCUUUUUCCUGGCGAGAGUGGGGUGGAUCAGCUUGUGGAAAUCAUAAAGGUUUUGGGUACCCCUACAAGGGAGGAAAUAAAGUGCAUGAAUCCCCACUACACAGAGUUCAAAUUUCCACAGAUUAAAGCUCAUCCAUGGCACAAGAUAUUCCACAAACGUAUGCCAGCAGAAGCUGUGGAUCUUGUAUCAAGACUACUGCAGUACUCUCCAAAUCUUCGUACCACGGCACUGGAGGCUUUGAUCCAUCCUUUUUUUGAUGAACUACGUGACCCUAACACCCGUCUGCCAAAUGGACGUUUUCUUCCUCCGCUUUUCAACUUUAAGCCUCAUGAACUUAAGGGAGUGCCGUCGGAUAUUCUGGGGAAGUUGAUUCCAGAGCAAGCAAGAAAGCAAUGUGCAUUCCUUUUUGGUUUGUGAAGCUGGUUGCAGUCGUUUUUUUGUUUUAGAAAUGUGCUUUACUUGUUGUGGAAAGCAAUCUUGUGGCCUUGAUUGGAAUAGAUCUUGUUGAAGCUAUCUGUUUUUUUUUCCCUCCAUUGAUUUUGUUUCCUUUUGUUUAAUCUGUAUUUAUCUUGUAAUGGUGGAAACGCUAAGGUUCUGUUCAAUAUCUCUAGAAUUGAGUAGUGUACUAGCUGACGCAUAUUGUAAGUCUAUAACACAAAUGCAAAGAUUGAUUUCUU